Molecule: messenger RNA, 558 nt
Organism: Symbiodinium sp. CCMP2456
Lineage: Eukaryota; Dinophyceae; Suessiales; Symbiodiniaceae
Source: the annotation of a GenBank genome assembly
AUGAGCCUCAAGGACCUUGCGCCGUCCUGCAUUGCGGAGUGUCCCGGCAUAUGCCCACAUUUGCAGACACUCGUAAUGCAAGCCCUGAUGAACAUCGAUCCUACACCUUACGUUUGCGCCAACAGCGCGACCUUCAUUUGCAUGGACACGCCGGCUUGCGAUAGCCUCUUGAACACAGCAGAGAGCUACGACCUCUUCCACGUGCCCAGAAGUGAGGAGGAACUCGAGAACACGUGCAACCCUCCGGACACAUCCACGAGUACUGCGGCCAGCACUCAAGAAAGCACUGCGGAACAGGCAGAUGUGAUUCCGGCUGCGCGUAGCAUCCCAGAUCUGGGGCCGACCCCUUCCACGAGCUUGAGGGCGCAGUCUGCCCUGACCUCCCCCGCGCCCACGGGCAGCACGUCUCAGACGUUGCAGGCCGGGAGCGGGGAAUCUCCGGCAGAUGGCUUGCUUGGUGGCCUUCCAGCAGGAAACCAGACAGAUCAGAGUAUCUUGGCUCCUGAAGCCUACAGCGCAUGCUUGGCUUUAGUUGAGGUUUGCAGAAACUGGGACUGA